AUUCUCAUUCGACAAUCGAGUUUUGUUCGAUAUGCCAUCGAUCAAUCGAUCGAUUAUCUUGGACGAGCUGGGGGGCGAGGGGGCGAGAUCGCACUGAUCGCCAGGCGAGCGACUUUUGCGCGGGUUUGACGUUUCAGACGUUUGACGGAUGAGACGGAUCUAUCAACCGUGCGCUAUCGCGAAAAGAGUGCGCGACGGAGAGGGAGAGACCGAACGGUCGAAGAAAGAAAGAGGAAGGAGAGAGAAUCGAGUCGCAAAAGCCAAGUGAGGGAGACGGUAGGUGCGCGGGGAGGCGGUCGCCUGAUGCGACGAGCUUCAGGCCGAUUGUGCCGAGGUGAAGCGCGAAGUUCGCCGCGCUACCCGACGAAGAGGACGCAUAAACGCUCGACUAGCGUGACGUAAGAGCGCCACGGCCACGGUCCCACUCGCACGUCGCACGUCGCCGGGCGUCGGGACGUUUAACUCUGAAUCCGAGCGAACGUUCCCUCUCGUCUAUUAGAAUCUGGAGAAAGAGGGAGAGUGGCGGGGGAGAGAGAGAGAAAGAGAGAGGAAGAGGAGGACGGCGAAGAAGUGUUCAGAUUCACUGGAUUCACCUAACCCAAAUCGAUCGGCGCGACCGGGCGAGGCGCUGGCCGCUGAGUCGCUGACUCGGAUCGCUCUUUUAUCGCCGGAUCUUAUCGAUGGUGCGCGAGAACCGAUCGGCCGCGAGCGCGUCGACUCUCAGCGCCGGCCGUGAGAUCAUCGCGCAAACAUUAUGACGGACGCUCGCCCUUGCCGCGACACGAAGGACCCUCCCUGCCCGUCCCGCGCUCUACCACCGUCGCCGCCGCCGCGCGAACACGUCGGCGAGGGAGUCGCGGAGGAUGCGCGAGCGUGAGCGCGAGUCGCGAGGCGUCGGUGUGUAGAAAAAGCCCUGUCUGCGGGGAGAUCUGGACCGGACCGGACCGGACGACGGGUUCGAUUUUUCGACCGAGUCACGACACUCUCUCACGACCGCCCCAGCCAACCAUGAAGAAGCAGUUUUUCCGGGUGAAGCAGCUCGCCGAUCAGAGGUUCUCCAGAGCUGGUAAGACGGAGGUGUUGACGGAUGAUCUGGUGGCUGCUGACAAGCAUGUUGAACAGAUCAGACUAGCUCUCACCGGUCUCAGCAAACGACUCGGAAAUCCGCCAAACCAAACCAUCACUCAAGAUCCAGCUCUCAAGGAAAAACGUCUGAAAAAAUGUCCCGAGUACACACUCGGGCAAACCAUGUUGGAGAACGCCGGCGAGGACGGUCUCAUGAGUUUUACGCUGGUGGAGUGUGGGCGAGUGCAGAUGUCGUUGGCUAACGAAGCCGUGGAACAUGAGGCUAAAGUCGAACAAUAUGUGGCCGCCCCGCUGCAACAUAUUUUAGACACUGAUGUACCAAAUAUAUUGAAGUAUAGGAGAAACUUGCAACGUCUUAUUUUGGACAUGGACAGCGCCAGAACGAGAUACUUCCAAGCGAUUAAACACAGUACUGGUGCAGGCGCAACAAAGAUAGAAAGCUUGAGGGAAGAAUUAGAAGAUGCCGAAUUGAAAGUUGAGCAAUGCCGAGAUCAAUUGGCCGCAGAGAUGUUCCAGCUUAUGUCGCGAGAGACUGAACUAGCUCAGACGAUUAUUCAGUAUAUAAAACUUCAACGAGCGUAUCAUGAAAGUGCAUUGCAUUGUCUUGAAGAUCUUAUACCCACAAUGGAGAGCUAUAUUAAUGAUAACGAAAUGAAGCCAGUAUACGGAUAUCCUCUUGAAGAGCACCUUAGGGUAACAAACAGAAAAAUCGCACUGCCCAUACAACUGUGUGUAUCCGCGUUACUGCGUCUGGGUAUGGAGGAGGAAGGCCUUUUUAGAAUAGCUGGCGCCGCCUCGAAAUCACGACGAAUCAAGUUGAGCCUGGACGCCUGCUGUCUCAAUUUAACGACAGCCCUUGAAUACAAAGAUCCACAUGUUAUUGCUGGCGCGCUGAAAUCAUACUUACGGGAAUUGCCGGAGCCUUUAUUGACGUACAAAUUGUAUCCCGAAUGGAUGGCUGCUGCAAAAAUCUCGCCUAGCGACAUGAGAUUACGAGCUCUCUGGGAAGUAUUAUAUAAGUUACCACCGGCGAACCUAGAAAACCUGCGGUUUUUAAUUAAGUUUCUAGCUGUGCUCACGAAGAAUCAAGAUGUAAAUAAAAUGACGCCGCAGAACAUCGCUAUCGUCAUCGCGCCAAAUCUGAUUUGGAGUCCGCAAGAGGACGCAAAUACAAUAGUGAUGAACAUGAGUACAGCGAACAACUCUAGUCUUAUAGUAGACCAAUUAAUUACAUAUGCGGAUUGGUUCUUCCCCGGCGAGGUGGAUUUUGAUCGCGAUCUGGAAAUCGGGAUCGUGAACGAUACGGAACAUCAGACCAUCGGUAUGCGCCGUUGCGUAUCCAACAGCAGUCUCAGCGAUCACGGCGAGAGCCCGACGCAGGGCAGCCCGAAGCCAGCGGCACGACGGAAGAAUAAACCGGCGCCGACACCGCCGGGCGGCAAUACUCCGGAUCGGCACGAUAAACCGCCGCCGACACCGGACAAACCACCGAGAGCCUUGACAUCUACCCUGAAUCGAUCAACGUAUAAAAGCCAAAAGCACGAAGUGAAUACCGAAUUGAUACGACACGACAGCUACGUGGAGAAAUACGAGAAGCAUCCGGAGACGGAUGCAAAAUCGCAGUCAGUCUCAGAAUCGAUUCCGACGGAUGUUCAUCCUGACGAUGAUCCCGAGCGGUUGCAAGAGACCGUCGUUCACCAAAGUGAAGUCUUCAAUUACAAUGAAGCGGACAAAAGUGUUCAAGAACCGCAGAAAUGCGAUGCGAAAGUAAAUGUGCCGAGUGCAAAAGAGAAACCAAAUGGGAACUCGUCCGACAAUACGAGUGUUGCUAAAAUAAUUACAGAGAUGGAGCAUAACGAGACUAUAGUGCAGAGACCAAAACCAGUGCCUACGGAGAAGCCAUCCACAUUGGAAAGGAGAAGACCGGUCGCAGCACCGAGAAGUAUAACGAAUAUUGUACAUAACACAGCGGAAGAAGGAGUGGAGUUGCGUAAAAAGUCAGAUAGCAAUACGCAUAUAACACCGAAUGACAGAAGCAGUAAACCGGCGAUACCCGAACGACCGCCCGGCUUAAUUCGUCCGUCGAGUCUUAUCAGGCAGCAGCCGCGUUCUACUAAUGACAAUACAGAGACCGAUUCAGGGCCUUUAACCCUGGAACGGGCUCACGUGUAUUCCGUGGACAAACAGCAGGUCAGUAUAAUACAAGUGCGUGGGGGGAACAACGCCUUCCCGGGCGAGAGCACUGGCAACACGGCAACUUCGAACUUGCAGAGAAGCCCAAGCGUAGGUAGCAGGCCGUCGUCAAUGUCGUUGUACGGCACCGAACGCCCGGAGAAGCCCGAGAGGCCGGACGCGCCGCACGAGCAAGCGAAGGCGCACACACGCACCAGAUCGGAAGGUAAUAUUAUAGACGUCCAAACGCAGACCAACACGGUGGUGACGGUCCUCAAGUCGCCGCAGCAGAAGCCAGCCUCGCCGAGGGUUCACCAGCGACCACCGAGGCCACAGCCGCCGCCACCGCCGCCACCCACUGCACGACCUAAAUCGGAUCAAGAGAGUACCAAUCUCUAGCAAAGCACGGUACGAAGCAAGAGCCAAACGCGAUCUUGAGAAAAGGACACUCGAGGAUUCAGCGAUUUAUUACAGUUGAGAACGCAGUUUUACACGUGACGAUAUGUCACCGAUGGAAAAGUGGAUACGGAUUGUAAAAAGUUGAAUGGAAAUCUUCGUUCGAAUGAAAAAGUAUCGUGAUCGUAUUUAUACAAAGGAACAACCGAACGUCUGUUUGUUUCGGUUGAUUGAAAACGAGGCGAUCGUAUUCGUAAGUUUGAUAUAAGAUUCGGACACAGAGUUACUCUAUUUUUUUUUCCGUGAUCUCCCUAUUUGUACGACCUCUUAUUAUAUCUCGACGGAUAAUCCUUCGAAGAGCAUUCUGACAAUUGCCAUUAUACGAAAACGAGAGGAAGAUCCAAGUGUGCAUUUGGACGUUUUUAAAGGUGUUUUGCAUUCGGCAGCUGUUAGCACGCUGCGUGUGUGUGUUGUUUCCAAACCGUUUUAGGUACAUAUCUAAUUUCGUAAUCAAUCAUAAUAUUUUUGCAGCCUAUUAUCAAUUUUUAUACUUAUUGCGAAUAAGGAGAAACGAAUUCUAAGAGUAAGAACACUUCGCAUUUUCACCGUAAGCAUACAAGCGCACAAGACUCGGUGCGCUUAAUAUACACGUAAAAAUAUAACAGGAUUGACUUCAACCCGCGAAACGUUAAAUGACAGCUUUUGCGCUCACAGUACGAAUUUUCAACCGAUACGUCCAUUGAGAGGAAAACGAAUUAAUGUACGAGAUGACCGACAUGAUCAAUAUGUUGGAAUUGAUUCAACGGGUGAUAUUUAUUAGUGAAGAUUGUUUGUUAAUCGUUAUGGAACGCUGGAAGAGAUGAACGUAUCCUUUAUAUUCGACCGAUUUGCGACCCUGAAUUAUUGUUAAUACCUAAGAUUCGAAAGAACUUUUAAUAUAGUUAAAGUAUUCAUUUUUACAUGUUUAAAUCACGGUAUAUUUCUAUGCAAUGAACUCGUGAUCCCGAAUUAUCAGACUAACAAGGAAACCCACGGAAGUGUCCCCUUCCAAUUUUGAUGAAUUUUUAGUAUGUUCUCUAGAUGAAAAUAAGAAACACGUAUUAUUUUUUAUUUUAUAUUAAAGUACUUU
This is a messenger RNA of Temnothorax curvispinosus, 4783 nucleotides long. RefSeq names its product rho GTPase-activating protein 44-like. The transcript is spliced from 9 exons. The record is from RefSeq and is a predicted model, not a curated record. Lineage: Eukaryota; Metazoa; Arthropoda; Insecta; Hymenoptera; Formicidae. Gene Ontology annotation, cellular component: cytoplasm; intracellular anatomical structure. Bases 1009 to 3657 code for a protein of 882 amino acids. Gene Ontology annotation, biological process: positive regulation of GTPase activity; regulation of actin cytoskeleton organization; signal transduction. Gene Ontology annotation, molecular function: protein binding; GTPase activator activity.